CGCAAGUGCGGAAGUUUAUCGAUCAUCACAUGAUAAUAUUUCCGAAAACCUGACAAGAUGGCUGGAGCUUACGAGAGAGCAAAGAAAUUGCCGAAAAUUGCCGAUGUUGAGAAGGAGUCUCUAUUCGGAUAUGUAUUUGCUGUUUCUGGACCUGUGGUGACCGCUCAGAACAUGGCAGGAGCUGCUAUGUACGAGUUGGUGCGUGUCGGCCAUGACGAGCUUGUGGGAGAGAUCAUCCGAUUGGAGGGUGACAUGGCAACUAUCCAGGUGUACGAGGAAACUUCUGGAGUAACAGUGGGUGAUCCCGUACUCCGGACCGGUAAGCCUCUGUCCGUGGAGUUAGGACCCGGAAUAAUGGCUAGUAUCUUUGAUGGUAUUCAAAGACCGUUGGCAGAGAUUUCAAAACUGACGCAGAGUAUCUAUAUCCCUAAGGGAGUCAACACCCCUGCCUUGGACAGGAAUCUCAAAUGGGAGUUUGAACCAUUUGGAAAUAUCAGGGUGGGCAGUCACAUGACCGGAGGAGAUAUUUACGGUGUAGUGUACGAGAACAUCCUAAUCAAACACAAGAUCAUGCUGCCUCCCAAAUCCAAGGGCACCGUCACCUGGGUUGCUGACCCUGGCACGUAUGAUGUCAAUGACGUCGUCUUGGAGACCGAGUUUGACGGAAAGAAAAACAAAUACACUAUGUUACAAGUCUGGCCUGUACGUCAGAUGCGUCCAGUCACGGAGAAACUUGCUGGAAACCAUCCUCUGCUGACCGGUCAACGUGUCCUUGAUGCUCUCUUCCCAUGUGUACAAGGUGGGACGACUGCCAUCCCCGGGGCGUUCGGCUGUGGAAAGACCGUCAUUUCCCAGUCCCUGUCCAAAUACUCCAACAGUGAUGUCAUCGUCUAUGUCGGAUGUGGGGAGAGAGGAAAUGAAAUGUCUGAAGUAUUGAGAGAUUUCCCAGAGCUAACCAUGGAGGUUGAUGGGAAACCAGAGUCCAUCAUGAAGAGAACAGCCCUGGUAGCCAAUACCUCUAACAUGCCUGUCGCUGCCCGAGAGGCUUCCAUUUACACAGGUAUCACUCUGUCCGAGUAUUUCCGUGACAUGGGCUACAACGUUUCCAUGAUGGCUGACUCCACCUCCAGAUGGGCAGAAGCCUUGAGAGAAAUCUCAGGACGAUUGGCUGAAAUGCCUGCCGACUCCGGAUACCCAGCUUACCUUGGAGCUCGUCUUGCGUCGUUUUAUGAGCGUGCCGGACGUGUCAAGUGUGUGGGUAACCCAGAACGCGAGGGCAGUGUCAGUAUCGUAGGAGCUGUGUCUCCCCCUGGUGGUGAUUUCUCUGACCCUGUAACCUCCGCAACCCUGGGUAUCGUACAAGUGUUCUGGGGGCUGGAGAAGAAGCUAGCCCAGCGAAAGCAUUUCCCAGCUAUCAACUGGCUCAUCAGUUACAGCAAAUACAUGAGAGCCCUGGAGGAGUUCUACGACAAAAACUUCCCCGACUUCACACCACUCCGAACAAAGUGUAAAGAAAUAUUGCAAGAAGAAGAAGAUCUGUCUGAAAUUGUACAACUUGUGGGCAAGGGGUCAUUGGCUGAAUCGGACAAGAUUACAAUGGAAGUGGCCAAACUGCUGAAGGAUGACUUCUUACAACAGAAUGGAUACACAGCUUACGACAGAUUCUGUCCAUUUUACAAGACAGUUGGUAUGCUGAGAAACAUCAUGGCUUUCUAUGAUAUGGCACGGCAUGCAGUUGAAACUACAGCACAGAGUGAAAAUAAAAUCACAUGGGGGAUCAUUCGUGAACAAUUGAAUGAUGUCCUGUACAAACUGAGCAGCAUGAAGUUCAAGGACCCAGUGAAAGAUGGCGAAAAGAAAAUCAAGUCGGACUAUGAUGAUCUCCACGAAGAAAUGCAACAGGCAUUCCGCAAUCUAGAGGACUAAACUUUCAAAGAUUAUACAUAUGUGUCAUUGUAGAUCAAAAAUACUGUUAUUAUUUCAAGUUUUUUAUUGUACACGAUGCCAAUAUUUUCUUCCAAUUUCUACAUGUCAGUUCAUAAGUUCUGUAUGUGAUGUGGUUGACCAAGGCGUUAAACAGAAGUGGAAUUAUUAGGAGUUUGGUCGAUGACAGAAUUAUUCAGUGUGUUCUGAAAAAUGUCAAAUCCAGAUUCUUUCACGAAGAAUGUAGAAAACACAUGUCUCGCAAACCAAGACCAAGACGUUGUUUAAUGACUGAUAAGGAGAGUGACAGCUGAACACAAAUUUCAAGAUUAUAAUGAAAAGCGGAAUAUAUAUUGAAGUUUAAGGUGGAGUGUCCCAUGUUUGAAAAUCUGCAAAUAUUGUUAAGGUAGAAUGACCCACCAUUUUUUUUUACUGUGUAUUGGCAUUCAUUUUUCUUCUUUUUCUAAAUUCUUGUAAUUUCUUCUACAAUCUUGUAAAGGCAUUUUAGGUUGCAGCCAUUUUAGGGAGUGUGAACAUUCUAGAAUUGCAAAACUAGUAAUUAUUCAUUACCUGUGGUGCAGCGGUGAAGCUCCUGCUAAAUUGUCAAGAGGACAGGGGCCAAAUCAUCAAAGAUGGGCCAAAACGAUUUUGUGAAAAAAUGGAACGCUCUUUCUAUCGUAAGUGGGCGAGCAACUCCAAGUAAUGAAAAUGAUGAACAGAGUGGAUCUCUUCUUUGUUGAAGAUAAAAAAAGAGAGUGCUAGUUUAGUUCGACACCAUACCGUGAUGGUUUUCACAGUGUUAAUGAAAGAUACGAUGAAGGUUUCGUGUAAGCUGUAUAGUUGUUAGCCAUUUGUGAUUGAUGUUCAUAAAAUGAACCUUGAUCAGGUUUUUUGGUAUUUUUGUAUUCACAUAAUUAUGUGAUAAGUUAAAGGUAAAGAAAUCCAUCAUGUUUUGUAAAGAAUUUUGGUCAGAAAUUAUUAGAGAAAUUUUAUGUAGUCAUUUGAACAGAACCGGUCAGUAAGUAUCAAAAGCCUUCUUUUUGUGUUCCAACAUAUUCAUAGAAUAACGAUGAUUGUGCUUCAUUCAUUCUAUUUCAGGAUCUGAGACAGAGAAAUCCACUAACAUUGAAUUAAGGGUAUAUGCUACCUUGCUGCCAACAAUGUCUCCUUUUCCAAGUAAUUUCAUAUUAAGCAGCUUGUAAGUUACAUUCGUACACAGCAGACAGCGAUACUAUAUACUGGGAAAUGUUUGCCCUUUGGCUGUAAAGUGUAUUUUCGCUCAGUAUUGUAUUCGCCCUUCUCAUGUAAUUUCUAUGUACAUUACAUUGCUUACCAAUGGUCACUGUUAUGACAAAUUUGCCAUCAUUAUGGAGAGCGAAAAAAGGCGAAAAUAAAACUGCAGCGAAAAUGUCUUGGUAUAAAGUAUUGGUAACAUGCAUGCUAUUCCAGAGAACAGUUAUCAAUAUUAAAAGCAAUUUUUUGAAAAACAGUUAUUAACACUAAUUUGAACCAAUUAAAGGAAAGUUAAAAUGGAAGGUAGCAUGUACCCUUAAGUCAGAAAUGCCUGUGACUUCUACUAAUCUAUUAUCAAUGGAAGAGAUGACUGUUUCUGUGAUGCUUGUCUUGUUGAUGGCUGGUUUAUCAUUAUCACAUGUCAUUUGUAAUUUCAUUACAGGGUAAAGCAUAUAUUUUUUUUUUUUUUUUUCCAUUUUGAAAGAAAUACAUGUAUGAUUAAAACGGUUCUGUUCUUGUGAAGUCAACCAUCCAAUUUUGGUAUAGGGGACACAAUUGCAUAUAAGUUUGCCCAGAAUUUUUUCUCUUUGAUUUCCUAGACGUUUCACCCCUAUGUAACUUUAGUAGAUUCUUCCAUCCGUUGAUAUGGAUGAGUCCAUCAUGGUCUACAGCAGGGAAAGGGUUAACAAUUGUGAUAUAUAAAUGUUGUCUGGUUUUCGCCUGCAGACCAUAAUAGAAUGUCCAUUGUGCAUGGAUAUUUGCAUAUACAACUCCUGAAACAUAAAAAAACAACACACAAAAAUUGUCUAUUUAUCAUUAGGUAUGUUGUGAAACCCACUAAAAUUGAACUGUGGCUGUUAUUCUGUCAUGACAGCUCUCCUGUGCUAGUGGUAUUGAAUAUAAAACAGACAUGACAAUUUUUCAGCUUGAGGACUAAAUUUUGAAUACAAAAAAAAAGCCUAUGGACUAAUACCUUUAAUGUUCAAGUGAAAUUUAAUAUGACAUAUUUUUUUUAAAAGGAACAAAUACCAUUUAUCAACCUAGUGUACACUUCUUGAAUUGGAUUUUUUAAAAGAUAGAGUUAUCUCCCUUGUGUAUUGAUAGGAGAGCUACCUCCCCUGUGUACAGAUCGCUAGAAGAGAAAUUUACCUGAUGCUGAUUACUAGUCAAUCAUUGUUGUAUUAGAAAGGAUAGUUGUUGAAACUGAAUGUCAGAAAUUUUAUGUAAUUGUGGUUGAAAAUCAUAUAGAUUAUGAUUAAAGUAUGUUAAUUGGUAUUAAUGAACAUUUUGUACAUUGUAUAUAAUUUAUUGUAUAUCGACACUAGCACAGUACCAUGUUCCACAUUCCUUGGCGAGCUUCUUUUGUCCGGUUGCUACAACUGUUGUUGCUGUGAAUCUUGAACAACCGUUGUUGUCAUGGACACAUGUUGUUGCUGCGAACAUUUUGUUGUUUUAACAACACUUGUUGUCAUCAACUAAUAUGUCUGUUUAAAACUAAUUGUGAUAUGCAUCGAUUCAUUUACAUGAUUUUUCUUUUCUUUUUAUUCAAGUGCUUCAUUUGAACGAGUGUAACAGUUUUAUACUUACCUGGUGAAAAUAAAUUUAGAGUCAUGAAAUUCAGAAGAUUUUGUAUACCACGUAUACUUUUUCUUACAGCUUAUAUUCUUUAACCAUCUAUACCCAAUUUAAUGUUCGCCAUUGAAAAGGUGGGCAACAAUGAACAAAUACGAUUUAAAUUUAAAUAAGAAAAAGAGCAUAUUAUAAACCAAUUAGUUUAUCAAUAUUUCUGUUAUUGAAAUUAGAUUGAAACCCUUGCCAUUAGAUAAGGUUACACUACAUUUUUCACAAAUAAAAUGAUUAAAAUACAGAAUAGUUUUGUACUGGCUUAGUAUUGAGAAUUGACGUUGCCAGUUGGUUCACAACAAUGUUUUAACGAGCCAGAGUUCUAGAGAGAUCGACGCAUCCCAUUUGAUGUGGGCAUGUACAAAAUAUGAACAAGAGCAGCUCCUUGUGGCUUUCAUUCAAUCUUUCUGAACAAAAGUAAAUCAUAUCAAUUAUCUAAAUUGUUUUUCAAAAACGUAAAUAAGUUGUGCAUUUAAAAAAAAAAAAAUGCUCUCCAGGCAUUUUUGUUUCUUCAAUUUCGUUGAAAUAUUAAUACAAUUGUUUAAAUAUUAUUGUGCUGAAUUCACCCUCAGUAAGUUGUGUAGUUCGGUAGUAUUGAGAAGGUAGGAGUUCUGUAGAGGAAAAGAGCAGGGUGCAUGGCGUUGUAUUAUUAUACAUGUAUAGAAAUAUAUGUAGAAUGGGUUAUAAGUUAUUGUAAUCAAGAAUAAAUGUGAUCAUAAUUAUAUUA
Mizuhopecten yessoensis (Yesso scallop) is the source of this 5506-nucleotide messenger RNA. RefSeq names its product V-type proton ATPase catalytic subunit A. The coding region runs from base 58 to 1926 and encodes 622 amino acids. Gene Ontology annotation, cellular component: proton-transporting V-type ATPase, V1 domain; lysosomal membrane. Gene Ontology annotation, biological process: proton transmembrane transport; ATP metabolic process. The record is from RefSeq and is a predicted model, not a curated record. The transcript is spliced from 15 exons. Lineage: Eukaryota; Metazoa; Mollusca; Bivalvia; Pectinida; Pectinidae. Gene Ontology annotation, molecular function: ATP binding; proton-transporting ATPase activity, rotational mechanism; ATP hydrolysis activity.